Paramisgurnus dabryanus is the source of this 1575-nucleotide messenger RNA. It is a transcript of the gene ptges3b, whose product is annotated as prostaglandin E synthase 3b (cytosolic). Gene Ontology annotation, molecular function: prostaglandin-E synthase activity; protein-folding chaperone binding; Hsp90 protein binding. Gene Ontology annotation, cellular component: cytosol; nucleus. The record is from RefSeq and is a predicted model, not a curated record. Lineage: Eukaryota; Metazoa; Chordata; Actinopteri; Cypriniformes; Cobitidae. Gene Ontology annotation, biological process: telomere maintenance via telomerase; chaperone-mediated protein complex assembly; prostaglandin biosynthetic process.
UAGUAAAGUCCAGCGCGUCGGAGGCGUGGCCAAAGGUCCCGCCCACUCGUCCUCCGGUGACUCCGGUACAGCUUGCAGAACCCCGGGAGAACAUACCAGAACCUUCAGUAUACGCCGACCGUCUCACACACACAUAUACACACCAAAGUCAUGCUCCCGGCAGCUGCCAAGUGGUACGACAGACGAGACUUUGUCUUCAUUGAGUUUUUGGUGGAGGACAGCAAGGAUGUUAAAGUAAAAUUUGAAAAAUCCAAAUUUGGUUUCAGUUGUCUCGGUGGGAUGGAUAACAUUGAGCACUCAAAUGAAAUCGAUCUCUUUGAUGCCAUUGAUCAAGACGGGUCCAAACACAGGCGCACAGACCGGUCGGUGUUGUGCUGUUUACGAAAAGUUGAGGGAGGGAAAUCCUGGCCCAGGUUAACAAAAGAGAAAGCAAAACCUAACUGGCUUAGUGUUGAUUUCAACAACUGGAAAGACUGGGAGGACGAUUCUGAAGAAGAUUUGUCAAACUAUGAUCGCUUUUCUGAGAUGAUGAACAACAUGGGAGGAGAUGAAGAAUUACCUGACUUAGACGGAGCAGAGGAUGAAUCAGCAGAUAGUGAUGAUGAGAAAAUGCCUGAUCUAGAAUAAAGUGACUGGUACAUUGUGAUUGAUAGACAGACAAGGGGAGGGAUGAACUACAAGUAAAAGGAGAUGCUGUCACAUAAAUGGUACAUGAUCUUAAAGAGAGCAAAGCUGUAUGAAUAUAAGACCAGUGGCAUUAUUAGCAUCACCUCUGUCCAUUCAGUGGCUGCACUCCAGAGGAUCGACAUAACCUUCUUUUGGAAGUUAAUAUGCAUAUUGUUGUACAGAGCUUCUUUAUCCCUCUCCUGAUGAGCAGUCCUGGCCCUUUUGUUUUGUUUUAAUCUGUUGUACUACAAAAAUAAGUAUACCUUAACUGAAAAUCUGCACUGUAUUCAUAUUUUUCAACUGAUAAGCAAUAGAUGUGAUGGAAAGUUACUUUUUUAUUGUAUGGCAUUGUAAUUAAAAUGGAAAAGUAAAACGUUUUUCUCUGACGAAACUUGAAACGGUAAUGGGAGUUUUGUCUUGUAAAAUCGUGUAGUUUAUGAUCUCGUGAUUAAAACAUGAAAAUAAGGAUUUCAGAAAUGAAGUAACAAUCAUUAUAAAAAAAAUUCUGGUCUAUGUAGACGGAUCAUCUUUUUAGCAUCACCUUCUUCCACUUCGCUAACUGGAAAUAGAUAAGCUUAGAUUGUUUCACAGUAUCUGUUGGCUCACUCCAAUUUCACAAGUCCUGUUUUAGAUGUCUUUAAUUGUAUGACAGCAGUUAAAGUAUAGCGUUGUCUUAAAGUUUUACGUGUUAAAGACAGAAAAGGAUGGGUAAUCUUUGCUUGUUUUCCAGUCUAAGAACAAAAUGACCAAAAUAAGUUUGCACUAUCAAAAAUGAGUGGGUACAAUAUUAGACAGAGUUAGUUUUGUGUGUAUAUUCACAUUGCUAGUUGAGUCCUAUCAAUGUUUUAUUUUUAAGGCUUUCAAUUUUUGUCUACAUUUCUAAUAAACUGCUCAAUGUUUGUCUUUUCA